Salvia hispanica is the source of this 837-nucleotide messenger RNA. RefSeq names its product small ribosomal subunit protein uS17y. Gene Ontology annotation, cellular component: ribosome; cytosolic small ribosomal subunit. NCBI's taxonomy places the organism in Eukaryota, Viridiplantae, Streptophyta, Magnoliopsida, Lamiales, Lamiaceae. Gene Ontology annotation, biological process: translation. Gene Ontology annotation, molecular function: structural constituent of ribosome. The record is from RefSeq and is a predicted model, not a curated record.
AUAAUAUUAAAUUUAAUAAAACACAAAAAAAAAUCUCUAAUAAAACUAAUCCAAUAGGAAUCCAGAGCAAAUUAGGGUUUUUCUGGCUGCAGCUCAUUAAUCCAUUCAUCCGAGCUCUACAGUCAUCAGCAAUGGCGGAACAGACGGAGAAGGCGUUUCUGAAGCAGCCCAAGGUGUUUCUAUGCUCGAAGAAAUCGGGGAAGGGUAAGGCGCCGGGGAAAGGGGGAAACCGCUACUGGAAGAACAUUGGACUAGGGUUUAAAACGCCGCGCGAGGCAAUCGAAGGUACUUACAUUGACAAGAAAUGCCCAUUCGUUGGCGAUGUAUCCAUCAGAGGCCGUAUCCUUGCUGGUACCUGCCACAGUGCUAAAAUGAUGAGAACAAUCAUUGUUCGCAGAAACUACCUGCAUUGGGUGAAGAAGUACCAAAGAUACGAGAAAAGGCAUUCAAAUAUCCCAGCUCACAUAUCCCCCUGCUUCCGCGUGAAAGAGGGUGACCAUGUCACAAUUGGCCAAUGCAGGCCCCUGUCGAAGACUGUCAGGUUCAACGUUCUUAAGGUGAUACCAGCUGGUUCUUCCGGCCUGGGCAAGAAGGCUUUUACUGGAAUGUGAGCACCUGAAUUUCAUUUUGGCUGUUGAAGAUUUCGAGUGAUACCUCCUCUGAAAAGAAGUUUUGCAGUAUUUGGUUGAAGACUUGUUUACUUAGCACUGUUUCGUUCGUUUAGUUUGAACUAUUUAUGCUUCCUAGCUUGACGAUGAAAUGCAUCUUAGUUGGUACGUUGUGUAUCUCCAAGGGCAAAUGAAAAACUAUAAUCAGUAUUUAUCUUUUUUAAAACAA